This is a messenger RNA of Bubalus bubalis (water buffalo), 5808 nucleotides long. It is a transcript of the gene FOXL1, whose product is annotated as forkhead box L1. Gene Ontology annotation, biological process: anatomical structure morphogenesis; regulation of transcription by RNA polymerase II; cell differentiation. The transcript has a single exon. The coding region runs from base 1268 to 2308 and encodes 346 amino acids. Gene Ontology annotation, molecular function: DNA-binding transcription factor activity, RNA polymerase II-specific; RNA polymerase II cis-regulatory region sequence-specific DNA binding. The record is from RefSeq and is a predicted model, not a curated record. Lineage: Eukaryota; Metazoa; Chordata; Mammalia; Artiodactyla; Bovidae.
GCUAACAGGCUUCCCAAAUGCUUAAUGUAAUCAUGGGCCAGCUGCGUGCACUUGUAAAGUUGUUAUAACCCCCUCCUUGUUAUAAACAGGAAAGCGCAGAAUAUAAAGCAAGAGACCCGCAUUCACAAAUACCAGCUCUCCCGCGCCAGCUGCCAAAUUCCCCUUUUAUGGUGUUCCUCCUUGCAAUCUCAGCCCCAUCAGAAAGACCGUAGCUUCUCCCCCUCGACUCUCCAAAAGGGGUGAUUUUGAAACUUGCCCCCAACCAAGCUGUGGACCCGCUACUGCACACCUUUGCCAACUCUCAGUGCCCUGUGCCAUCGGCAUCGGAAAAGCUGGGCUCCUGGGGUCCUCUUCUUGGAUCCCCAGGGAGCCCUAGGGGGACAGGCCUGCCCGUUUUUGGGAUGCGAGGCCCCUGGGGAGUACACCCCACCCCCAGUUCCUCCAGGGCAUCCUGAGGAUGUCUCCCAGGAGGGCUGCAUCCUCUUCUAAUCAGACGUUCAUCUAUCUCCUCUCCCCUGCUAAAAUAUCUAAGAGCUCUCCAAGACCUCAGAAGGCAUUUAUGAGACUGUGUCAUCUCUCCAUCUCCUACUAAGCCUGGGAGAAGAAGAGGUCUUUUGUGGGAGGCCAUGGGAUUUCGGGGGCUCCCCUAGGCCAGAGGUAAAACACCCCUGCGCCCCUCCCACCUCCACCUCGUCUUCCUGGCGGGGCAGACCCUGCUCCCGAGCCACCUCGAUCCACAUCCUGCCUGACUGACUGUGUGUGCUUACAGCGUCAAGGGGUGGACGUGAUAUUUCAAACAUCAGAUCAGUGCGUUUAUAUAUUGGGUGCCCGGAAAUUUUUCCAAAUAAACACAGCUUGAUUCAACUUGGGUGGGCGGACUUAUCAACAGACUAAUUCUAUAAACAAAUGAAGGAAUAACCCUGAAACCGAUUGGCUGGUAUCAAAAAGACACGUGGAGGGAAAAGCUUGGAGUUUUUCAGCAAUGAAAUUUUAAUUAAUGUGGGUGGGCUGAGAACACAGCGACUGUUUAUCAUAGACAAUUUAUUUUCCAGCGCUAAGUCAACAUAUAAUAGCAAACUUACAACAAUUAUUUAACAUUUUUAAAGCCAUGAAGAAGGGACAGAGCGCGGAGCGGCUGGGGAGAGCGGCAGAGCGGGAGGCAGACGCAGGGCAGGCUCCCCGGGAGGGCCCUUGCGGCGCGGGGCGCAGUCCCUAAGCCGCCCGGUCGCCGGCGUCGCCGGGAGCGCAGCGCGGGCUCCCGCUCGCCAUGAGCCACCUCUUCAGCCCCCGGCUGCCUGCUCUGGCCACCUCGCCCAUGCUCUAUCUGUACGGCCCCGAGAGACCCGGGCUGCCUCUGGCCUUCGCCCCCGCGGGCGCGCUGGCCGCCUCGGGCCGGGUGGAGCCCCCCCAGAAGCCUCCCUACAGCUACAUCGCGCUCAUCGCCAUGGCGAUCCAGGAUGCGCCUGAGCAGAGGGUCACACUCAACGGCAUCUACCAGUUCAUCAUGGACCGCUUCCCCUUCUACCACGACAACCGGCAGGGCUGGCAGAACAGCAUCCGCCACAACCUCUCGCUCAACGACUGCUUCGUCAAGGUACCCCGCGAGAAAGGGCGGCCCGGCAAGGGCAGCUACUGGACACUGGACCCUCGAUGCCUGGAUAUGUUCGAGAACGGCAACUACCGGCGCCGGAAGAGGAAGCCCAAGCCCGGCCCUGGGGGCCCGGAGGCCAAGCGGGUCCGCGCCGAGACGCAGGAGCGCGUCGCAGAGGCGCCGCCUGAGGUGCAGAGCGCCGGAGGGCGCCCCCGCCCCGCGACCCCCAUCCAGGAAAGAGCGCCCGCGCGCCCCUCGCCCCUUCGGGAAGCCUCCUCUCCGCCGCCGGCGUCACUCCCCUGGCCCAGGCCAGGGUCCCCAGAGGGUGACGCGGGCGACACGCUCCAGGGCGCAGCGGCGGUGGCUGUCGGCCAGCCUGAGCGCACGGUGGACGGCCGAGGGACUCCUCCGCGCCCCACCUCCCGCAGCUCUCCGAAGAGCUCGGACAAGUCCAAGAGCUUCAGCAUAGACAGCAUCCUGGCCCGACGGCAGGGGCAGAAGCCGGCUGGAGGGGGUGAGCUCCUGGGGGUCGCCAAGCAGGGGCCCGGCGGCUGUCUGGGCGCCUCGCUUCUGGCCACCUCCUCCAGCCUCCAUCCGCCUUUCAACGCUUCCCUGAUGCUCGACCCGCACGUCCAGGGUGGCUUCUACCAGCUCGGGAUCCCCUUUCUCUCCUAUUUCCCCCUACAGCUCCCGGAAGCGGUGCUUCAUUUCCAGUAAAGCAGACGGCGGCUCCUUUCCCUCGCCCAGGUCUGAGCUCCGUGUGAGCGAGCAGGGCUUCCACUACUGGGAAAGAAGUCGCAUUUUUAAAUAAAUGAUUUCCUCUGCCUGCCUAUGGAUCGUGGGAAGUAUUAGCAUCCUCAGCUGCACGAGUGAGCACACUCCCCUGCCUCCUGCAAGACGGACCUUCCCAGAACCGGAGCAGCUUCGGAGAUUGAAAAGACCCUCCCCACGCUGCGACUUGGGCAUCUCAGACCUCCUACCGCAGGCACAGGAAAAUUCCUUGAACCUUAGGUCAGUCUGAUGGCAUGAUCUUCCACUAGCACCCAGACAGGUCCUGCGCGUCCGGAGGGAGUGGGGGAGGGCCCAGACAACCGGAGGGCAGACAGAUGGCCGCAGUGUGGUCCUUUCUGUCUAAGAGCCAUGGUCUGACCAUCGCUAGCUCGGCUGUUACUGUGGCCCGGGCGUUGGCUUUUGGCCCCACGGAGUGAUGGGUGUUCACAGCUGGGUUUGUCCCUAAGGUCCAGGUGUGGGGACACCAGGGCCAACCCGUUUUUUAGGUUCUUUAGCAGAUCCUAGGGCUUGGUGAGGACUUAGGACCAAUGUUCAGGCGGAAGCUGAGAGACCACACUUUCAUUGUAAAUAGAGAAAUCGUCUCUCUUUUCCUUUUAGAUAGUAAAAGGAACACGCUAUAUUCUUUGGCUAAAAGCUUGAUUCUUUUUACUAUAAGGGUUGCCCUGUGAACGUCUGUAUUAACAUCUGCUAUUAAAAAAGUGCACUCUGUGUAACUUAGCAUUUUGUUGCAUUACAAUAGAUAGCUCGAUAGGUCCUUAGUCAAUACACAUGCUCUCCAACGCCUGCUACCAACCACAGACAUCCUCCUUUCUCUUAGCUUUAUUGUUUAAGGGGUCAAAACAUUUCUAGGGACACCGGAAGUGCGCGAGGGUUAGGGAAUCUUGAUUGUUGCCACGUUUUCCAGAACUGUGUAGUGAAGGACUAUUUUUAAUCUGAAGAGUUGGGUGAAACAAGCACACGGAAAGCAAGUGAAGGUAGGGAUGGGUGAGCGCUUAGAAGAGCAAGGGAGUCCCCUGGGGUCUGCGGGGGGUGGGGGCGGGGGUGGGAGCAACUCUCCGGGUCCCCAGGAACAGCAGGCUUGGUGGGAGGCUCUCUGGCCAACUGCAGCUGCCUCCUCCCUCCAAGCGCCAGCCAGGCAGGCCCAGAGCCUGCAGCUAAACAAACACCUAUGGAGGUGACUGCCAGGCUGGGGCGAGGAGUGGGCGGGAGGGCAGGGGUCUGAGACAAAGAUGUGGUUAUGAAAACUGAGAUUUUCACAGCCCACUUCAGCUGGGAACUUUGGGGGAAUGCAUCUAAGCUCUCACAGUAUCUCUUCGGGUUGUUGUGGCGGUUCUGAGACUCGAUUUCCUGAACCUCCAAGCUAUUUUAAUUUUAUCAAAUGUGGGAAAAGCACAGUCAGUAGUUCCUGGAGGGAGGCGGAGAUGGGUCUUUGAGAUAAUUUUUUAAAGCAGAUUAAAGCAGUUUCCAGAACUUAUAUAAAAGUGAAUACAAACUUCACAUCUGAGAGCCUGUUGGUUCAUAUGCUGGAAAGGAUAUUUCAGACAAACAGAAUAAUUUAAGAAUUAGCAAGCACAGAGCUGACUGAGAAUUCAUGCUGAAGGCCAUUUGCUACUGACCCCCAGGAGCGUCCAUGUCCAAGUUCUGCCCAGGCUGGUGGGAACACUGUGGUGGGCGAGCUUCGGGGUCCUUGAUGUUAAGAACUCUGAUGAACCAUGCUGAGAUCCAAGAUCACUGUGAUUAACUUACAAUGUGCUGGAAGGGCCAUUGUUGGCUAUUUUGUUAUCCCAAAGUCUCAACCUCUGUGAAUAAAGUUGUUUUUUCAUUAACCUCUCAGGGACUGGUUCAGUGGAUUACUGGGGGGAAUAAGCAGUGUAACAGGAAAGGGGAGACUGGGAUCAUAUCUGGGAACCCCAGCAGUGUUUCCCGGGUUCUGGCUUCUGAGGGAGGAGGGCUCGUGCGUGGACUGGAGGGCAGGACGGAAAGCCCCAGGACUGGAGGGUGUUGCCUGAGGGUCCCCAAUAAGAUGAAGAUUCUGCUGAGUGGGAUAUUCUUUUAAUGUUUUCUCUUUAUGUUUGAUUUGCUAUCUUUUGUUAAUGUAUGAUGGCUCAUGUCUGGAGAAGCAAAUAUUCUAAUACUGUCAUUUAAAAAGGAUGGCAUCUUAGAGUUACAAUUCCAAAAAGCAUAAUACAGACAUUAUUUUUCUGGCGUAGAAGGAAAAAGGCAGGAGUAUGUGUCACUCCGUCAGUAUUUAUACAUACAUAAGGAGGAAUUCUCUUACCUCAGCCCCUCAUUCAUCUGGUUGAGGAAAGCAGACAGAAAUGGACAGUGGGAUCAUUUUCUGUGGAUUCUACACAAUUCCGUGUGUGCUACUCCCUGCUAAGGAGAAAGAGGCGCUUUGGGACUUAGGGAUCCAAAUAGCUGAUCUAAUGUCCCAGUUUUAGUCCUGUGCUCCUGAUUAUGGAUCAAUGAGACCAAGAACAGGUUUCCAGUCUUAAUAAAAGCAAAAUCAGCGAGAUUUUGAGUAAACUGGAAGCAACCAUAUUGUCCUGUUCUUGGGCAAUGCAAAGUAUGUCUCUGUGUUCUCAUCUACACAAAAGGAACAGAUUCUGUUUCCUGUAGGUGACCUUUCUCUUGUGUACACACACACACACACACGAGUACACUGAUCAUAAUGGGGGAUAUGGCAGGUGUAUGUACAAUGAUAAGUAAGUGUAUAUGUGUGUAUGUACACAUGUACAUAUCUGUAUAUGUGUAUAUAUACGUGUGUAUAUAUACUUUCUACACACACAAAUGGUCAGAAAUUCAUCUUUUUUGCAUAGUUGAGACAGAUAGACUCAGAUCAAGUGCUGAUUUCUUUUAGAAUAACCCAAGUACUGGCACUUUUGGAAAGAUUUUGUUUUGCUAUAGAAUUUGAACAAGGAAUAAUUUAGUUUUUUGCACUAUUAUAGUGAAACUAACAAAGACAUUAUAAGAGAGUCUUGGAAGACAUACCCAUCUGAGAUCUUUACUUCCUGGACUCUUGCAAGGGUGCGGGGACUCUGCAAGGGCCUUUGUGUUGUUUGUUCUUGGGUAUUUCCUGGCUCCUGUGGAAGCUGAUGGCCUCCUGGUUCUCACAUGCCCCACGAGGUUUUCCAGAACCGGAGGAACAGGAUAUGUCUGCCGUUUUCCAGUACAACCGCACCUCUCUGGAAAGGAGCCUACCUGCGGUCUCUAGCGUUUCACUAAGAGUGCUCAGUGUCUAUCCACGUGUGGGUUAAUGAAUCAACCACACUGGAUUUUAUUGUUACAGCCGAAGGCCGGAGCCCGUGGCCAGGAAUGCCCACGCCUGUGUGAGCGUCAUAACUCGGUGUGCUUCACAGCAGCUAGAAUCUUAUUUCCAUGAAGCAGGGUUUGUUUCGUACAGUCAAAAAUACACAUGAUCAUAA